Paramecium tetraurelia is the source of this 1818-nucleotide messenger RNA. RefSeq lists its product as uncharacterized. The transcript has 5 exons. The record is from RefSeq and is a predicted model, not a curated record. Gene Ontology annotation, molecular function: sphingomyelin phosphodiesterase activity. Gene Ontology annotation, biological process: sphingomyelin catabolic process. NCBI's taxonomy places the organism in Eukaryota, Ciliophora, Oligohymenophorea, Peniculida, Parameciidae.
AUGAGAAAUGUAUUUGUGAUCUUAGCACUUAUGUUUUGUGUUGCCAAUACAAUAGAUAUGGGAGAAGAACUCAUGAAAAGAGAAAUAUUAACUAAAAUAGUUGAGUAUGCUGGCAUAGAAAUGCCUCAUGAAUUACAUUUACUUUGUUUGCCUUGCAAAUUAAUGAUGAAGUAAGUUCAAAAGUUUUCAUCAACAAUUCUCUUAUCGAUUAUUCGUAAAGAAUGGACUUUACUUUGUCCCAAAUUCAAAGAUCCAGCUUUUUGUGAAGGAAUAAAUUAAACAUUUAUUGAUUAAUUCUCUGUGCAUUUUUUCAACAACUACUUGUCCCCUUCAAAUGCAUGUUAGAAUCUAGGAGCUUGCAAAUUACAGCAAGAAAGAUAAACAAUUCAAGAUUAUAUUAAUGAAGUUAUGCAAGACAAGCUCUCAAAAGAAGAACAAAGGUAAUGGUAAGUGUUGGCAGAAGAAAACGUAAUAAAUCAAGAAGAUUUUACAGUCGCAUAAUUCGCAGAUCUACAUAUUGAUGUUGAAUAUUCGGUUGGAGCUAAUGCAUUUUGUGGAGCUCCAUUUUGUUGCAGAGAAGAGAAUGGAAAACCAAAGGAUCCAAGCAAAGGAGCUUAAUAUUGGGGAACAUAUGCAGAUUGCGAUUUACCAUUUAGAACAGUUUAAGAUCUCAUAAAAUUUACAGGGGAGAAAGUAAAGCCUGAUUUCAUCAUAUGGACAGGAGAUAGUACGUCACAUGACAUCUGGCACUAAUAGAAAUGGAAUCAAACAUUACCUACAAAAAUGAUUACUGAAGAAAUCAAGAAGCAAAUACCAAAUUCAUAAUUGUAUGCGAUUUAUGGAAAUCAUGAAGGUUACCCAGCUGAUCAAUAUGAUAUGAUAGGAGAAGCGACAUAAUGGUUAAGAGAUGAAGUGGCUGAUAUGUGGAAAGAAUACCUAUCACAAGAAUCAUACUAUUAAUUAAGAAGAAAUGGCUACUAUUCUUAAGUAGAGGAAUCAAGAAAUCUCAAAUUCAUUGCCUUGAAUUCUUAAGCUUGUGAUUUACUCAACUUCCAUUUAAUGGAUGGCAUCACAGAUCCAAGAGGAAUGCUCAAAUGGCUCAUAUCUGAACUCAAAGAUUCAGAAGCCAAACAUUAAUUUGCUGUGAUCUUCGCUCAUAUCCCACCUGGAGAUACUUUUUGUAAUUCCUAAUGGGGUGAUAGAUUCAGUGUCGUCAUUGAGAGAUUUGAACAUGUAGUUACUGGAAUCUUUUAUGGACAUACUCAUUAAGAUCAUGUUUAGCAUAUUAGAUCUAAAAUUGAUGGCAGAUAUGUAAAGACUUUGUUUAUUGCUCCUUCUGGAACUACAUUUUCAUACUAAAAUCCAUCAUUUAGAGUCUUUUAAUUUGAUGGCAAGAAUGAUCAAGUUAAAGAUUAUGUUUAAUACAGAUUAGAUCUAGCCAAGGCAAAUAAAGAUGGCCAAAAUGCUAUUUUGAAUUGGGAAGUAGCAUAUCACUUUUUAGAUUAUUAUGGGUUAGAAAGUGCUUCCUUAGUUCACGUUUCGUCUCUCCCCUAUAGAUUAGCACAUGAUGAUGAAUUAUUGAAGAAGUAUAUCUACAGUUAUUCUACAGGAAGUGAUAUCUUAUAUAAGAAACAUCUUAAAAAUCUCAAAAAUUUAUUCCUUAAAAAAAGUACUAAGAGUUUUUUCAUUUGUGGAGCAGAAACUUCAACAUUAGAUGAUUGGUACGAUUGCAUUGGGUUCUUUGAGAAAUUUAAGGAAUCCUCAUUCCUUACUUUUAAAUUAUUAGAAUAAUUUAUUGGUAAAUGGCUUAAAGAAUGA